AUGCAAUCUAGUCCUACCACAAUUAGCUUUACAGCAACUCCAACAGGAGAAGGUGCUUGUACUGAUAAGAAAUCCCAACCCUUUCAAAAUCGCAUAAGAAAAUCAGUUACAAAAGAAGUAGAAUUUUUACUAAACAGCCCAAUCACAGAUACAGAAUCUGGAAAAAGACUCUAUAGUAUCUCUUAUGCGUGGGGACCAUUAAGACUUGGCCAUCCUAAAAUCAUAAAAACAAUCGAAUCAGGAAAAUUGGUUGAAAAAGACACUAUUGUCUACAUUUUCUAUAAUUCGUCCAAACCCACUAACCAGUUAACAAUACACCACCAAUUUGAUAUUGAUGACCAACUCCCUCGCGGCACUGACCUAGAAUAUAUUGUCGACCAAACCAUAAGAAUCCAAAAAACUGACUCCUGUAUCACAACAACUGAAGCAAACCAAAUCAUCGCUGAAAAGUGUUCAGAAAAAACAACGCGAUGGAUAUUGGAUAUGUUAAAUUAUCAACUCAUAUCCCAAGAAAAACAUCUAUGCCUCACAGUUAAAACGCAAAACGAGACCAAAAUAAACACACCAACAAAUACACUGGAGCUUGUCAGAUGCAGCAGACCAGAAAACAUCGACGGAAAUCAACAGUGGGUUUUCGGGACCAUCAACACAAAUCCAGAAAUCUUAGAAAAUUUUCCGGAAACAUCGAUCGACGAACUGGAAGAAAUUCAACUAGAACAACGAAGGACAAUGACCACUACCAUUAAUUCACCAAUAUUUGGAGGAUUGAUAAAAUUUAACCACGGCAAAGGAAAUAUAAUUUGGGACCUGAUCAACUGGGGAUUACUAAAAAGCGGAAAGCCACCAAACGAAAAAUGUGUCACAUACAAUGGCUUAGCAAACGUAUUAACAUUGGAAACCUGUGACCCAAAUUGGACACAAUGUCAGGAAAGCCUAAAAAAACUCAUCACCAGCAAUGACCCUCUUGUACAAACCCAAACAUCUGUAGCUAACUGUAGCCAGAGCAGUGACAAAGGCCAAGCCUUUGAAUACUCUGCUGAUUUUACAAUCAGACCUUUUAACACCAACCAUUGUAUAAAGGCAAAUACAUCAAUGGUAAUACUACAGGAAUGUUCAAAUACCAGCUCCAUCUGGGGAACCUUCGAUCACACAGGCCAAUUAAUGGCCACCGACCGGACUGGACUACACUCUCCAGCAUCAGACAGAAAAUGUCUCACCCUAAAAACAGGAAAAUUAGCACUAGGUCAUUGUCACGGAGGAAGCAAGAAACAGCACUUUAGUUUCGAAUACAAAAACCCACAUCAAAUAAAAACAUUAUCGGCCGCAGCAAUUAUAGCACUACACACACAACACUCACUAAAUGGUAAAACCCUACCGGUAAUUCCACCAAUAACUAGAAGAGAUAUCAACGAUGCGUCGUUACAAAACAAAAUGAGUGUACCACCUAGUCAAGAAAAAAAUCUAAAAAUGUCCACAACAGCAGUUACCCCUACUACUACAAUCACAACAAAGCCAAAAACUACUACGGUCAAAACUGCAGCAACCACAUCCAAAAUUACAAUAACCACCACAUCAAAACCAAUAACAACCACAACCACAAAACCAACCACAACCACAAAACCAACCACAACCACAAAAACCACCACCCCUACAAAACCCACCACCACUACAAAACCAACAACACCCAAACCAACAGCAACAACAAAGUCCCUACCAACAACAACAACAACACCCCCCCGAACAACCAUAGCCACAAUAAAUUCAACAAGUAUAAUCUCAACAACCACAACUACAGAAACUUCAAGGCUAAUACCAUACAAAAUUAUCUCUACACCGUCAACAACAGAAAGAAACAAAACAAUAGAAAAAGAGAUCAUCAUGGCAGAUGCUACAGAGAAGUGGCAAAUACCACCUGAAAAAGCUACCCAAAAUGAGGUGGAGGUACAAAUUAGAAAACAAACUUCCCUAAAAAUAGAAAAUCAGGCAAGUGAAGCAUUAAAAUUAACAACACUGGAUGAAAAUAGGAAACCGGAGGCAAGCACAUACCAGUCACCAAUCAACGAAGACCCUAACUACGGAUUACCAAAAUCUAUCAACGAACUUAAUAGACACCUUAAAUUUGAAAUCAGCAAAAUGCACGAGCAAUUCAAAAUUAGCAUGGAAACUGAACACGAGAACAAAUUAGCUAAGGAAAUCAGAGAUGUUUAUUGCCAGCUUUCAAAAAUUAAGAGAACACAGGCAAUAAUCCUGGCGCAAAGAAACGGAAUAUUAGCAGCCGCCGCCUUAGGAUUACCAGUAUGCAGUCGACUGUAUGGUUUUGGACAAGCCAUGACCCUACAGCAAUGCGAACCAAAAAGAAUAUUAAUAACUGCCAACGAAACAAAAUGUGGAUUCCAACCUUUUUUUAAUUAUGGAACAAGCGACUGCACAAUUGGAACCGAUGGAUGGUCAAUCCACCCGUACUCUGAGUGUUUUUGGAAAUCACAACUUGUAAACAUCAAUGGAUACCCUCAUGCUUGGGAGCACAACGAAACAAACGGUGAUUGGGUUAGACAGGAAGCCACCAUACACACACCGAAUUUGGACCUGAUAGCCGAAUUUGAAGAACUUCACUUAAACGACUUUGAUUUCGCCCUAAAGAGCCAUCCGGCCCAUGUUACAAUGGAGAUGGAACAACUAAAUAUACUGAACGACUUAGUAGGAAGGUUACAAGAAGGAGAAACAAAAUCUCUAUCAAAUAUCAUCGUGACCGAAGAACAAGAUAAUCAAAUUGGGAAUAUGUUUUCUUGGUUCGACACACUUAAAAUUAUGGGAUUAUCUGUAAUAGGAUUUAUACUCUUCCUGAUAUGCCUACGAAUCUUCAUAGUUUGCAACCUUUUCCCACGAAUCAUGCAUCAAGUAGAGAAGAGAAGAAAAAUACGAGAAGCAGAUGAAAGUAAAGACCGACAGGAAAUGGAUUCAAUGCUACCAGAAGGCGUAGAGGAACAGCCCUUCACACGAGAAUUUGCGCCACUACCACUAAUGGCUUCUUCCUCACAAGAUAGAGAAACAGCAAUUAAAAUAAGGAAACCAAGUGCACCCAGAACGGAAAAUUUAUACCCAAUGGCGGAAUUAAAAUGGGAAAAUGAGAACAAAAACUGCACUGGCAGUCAUACGACAUGCACCUACGUCGUUGGUUAUGGAAUGAUCAAUUACAUCGAAGUGGAAAAAGAGUCGGACAGCAACGGCGGCAGCAGUAGUACUGUAACUAUUCCUUUAGGAGUAGAAGAAGGACACGGAAGCGAAUAUAAUAGCGGCACUGAGAACGAAUUAGGUUAUUCUGCAUCUGAAGAAGAAUGCGUAAGUAAUGACGAAUAUAUGUUCCAGUACAGCCCAAUAUCCGAGGAGGAUCAGCAAGAGGAGGUGGACAUCAACCCUGAGGAUGUAUCGGAAGAAAACCUACAAGAUCCUGUGCACUCAGAACCUACCAGAUCGAAAAAUAAGAAUGGAGAACUUAGCACAAGCCCAACUAAAAAAUGGAAAUUGGAACUACGAAAUGAUUUACGCACCUCGGGAAUCCAUUCGAGAAUUCCUUUCUCUGAAUAA
Molecule: messenger RNA, 3585 nt
Organism: Daphnia magna
Lineage: Eukaryota; Metazoa; Arthropoda; Branchiopoda; Diplostraca; Daphniidae
Exons: 5
Coding region: 1-3585 (1194 amino acids)
Source: RefSeq, a predicted model, not a curated record